AUGGUGGAAGAAAUGCAUGGAUUGGACUAUUGUGAUUCCGAUAAUCUUAAAUUGUUUGAGGAGGAAAGAUUAGUUAUUGAAGAGAGAAGACAUCAAAAGACAAUGUGGAGAAUUGAUGAUCAAGGCUUUGAAAAACCAUUGCAUAUUAUUAAAAGCGUCAAGUUUUUGGAAAGAGUUUUAGAAAUGUCAGACUCGAAGGCUUUUUCGGAUGCUUACUCACUGAAUUGUAUUUCUAAUCAUUUGGAACAAGUGAUGGGAUUUGUUUCAGAUAGAUUUAAUGAGGAUGAGGAGCUUUGUAAGAGAAUUAUAGAAAUUGUUGCAUCACUCAUGGAGAAGAAUAUUGAGAAGAGAAGUGAUGAAAUUUGGAAGAAUUGCUUUGCCAGUUUGAUGAGCGUAUUCAACACUUCAAUUUAUGAGGACAAUAAGAUUGCUUAUGAAUGGAAAAUGAGUGAGCUAGUAUUUGGAAGACUAAUGUACAUUGCCAACAGAUUGAAAUUAUUUGAGAAUGUUACAAGCGCACUCCUAGAACAAGUAUUCAAACAUUUAAAAGACAGAUUGACAUUUGUUAAGGAAUUGUAUAAUGGAAAACCAUUUUAUAUUCUGAAAAUUUAUGAUAACUUGGUGACAAUAAUAUUCGAAAAUUACCAACCACAAGUAGUGGAUAUUCUAAUGAGGGAAACUGAAAAUAUCAUUACAAUAAUGAAAGGAAAUAAUAAGGAUGAUUUGGAAUGCAUGUUUCUAACGAAGGUUAUUUCAAAGAUAGCCAAAUUCAAAAAUCUGAAAGCUCUCAAUGUCAUAUAA
Messenger RNA from Naegleria gruberi, 801 nucleotides. RefSeq lists its product as uncharacterized. The record is from RefSeq and is a predicted model, not a curated record. The transcript has a single exon. Bases 1 to 801 code for a protein of 266 amino acids. NCBI's taxonomy places the organism in Eukaryota, Heterolobosea, Eutetramitea, Acrasida, Naegleriidae.